Bemisia tabaci is the source of this 3364-nucleotide messenger RNA. Its product is annotated as neuropeptides capa receptor. Gene Ontology annotation, cellular component: plasma membrane. Gene Ontology annotation, molecular function: neuromedin U receptor activity. The record is from RefSeq and is a predicted model, not a curated record. Gene Ontology annotation, biological process: neuropeptide signaling pathway. Lineage: Eukaryota; Metazoa; Arthropoda; Insecta; Hemiptera; Aleyrodidae.
ACACCGUCCCGCUCGCCACGCGUUGUCCCUGCGGUGCGCUCGCGUCCGCGCCCCACGGAAAUUCUUACGCGAAAAUUUCCGUGAAAUUUUUCGAAAUUUUCACACGGGAUAGUUCCCGCGCGCAGUGAGUGUUGUGCACGAAUUUUCAAAAUUUCGGCAAAUUUGAAAAAAAAUCGGCCAUAGUAUAAGGUAAUCGCGUCGCCAGCGAUCGAGUGCCAUUUGGACGGUUCCGCGUUUGUUUCAGUUUUCUGUUUGAUUUUUCGAAAAUACCCACUACUCGGUUAGUUUUGUGUGGCGUGAAGUUGGUGUUUAUAAUUACUAUGGAUGCGUUAAACAGGAAACCAGGAUCCUAAAAUUGGAAUUUCAGUUAUUUGAUGGCCGUGUCAAAUAUGCAGUUAUUCUCGACAAAAACGGAGACAAACUUCAAAACCGGACGCUUCAUCAGUGUUGAAUCAAAUUUGCUCCGAAAACAGAUUUUCAGGACUUCUGAUGCACGAACCGAUGAAGUCUAAACAUCUGGAUGGUCGUUCAUGACCUUAAGUGUCUUGCAUCAUCUAACAAAAGCGAAGGAUUCAGUUUCUUCUCCCAAGUAAAGCACUCCUUUCGAAAAUUUAUGAAAAAUAAAUUCAUCCUUCAAGUUCUCUUCUAGCCGAAUGAAUCAGGGUGCAAUCAACAGAACUAGUACACGGAAAAUUUAUUAAUGCAACUUUAAAUCAUGCUCAAUAUUAGUGAUUAUUGGUUUUAACCAGUUUUCACCGGUGACUGUCAUCUCGAGCACACUUAAUAGUAUGUGAAAUUAAAUCAGGAAUACUAUCCUGAAAUUCAGUGCGAGAAAAAUUUUGCCACAGGAGACGAUGGUGAGUUCAAGUCAACAAAUUAGCUUGAACAAAUAUUAGCCUCGCCUGUGGCCUUUCGAUUCCACACAAGCAUUUUCCUCGAAGCUUUUAUCCCUCGAAUGAAAAUGAGUGAUUUUUCCCACUGCGCAGAUAACUGAAGCGCGCUGUGGAAAACCUCUAAUUUCCAGGCCUGCGGAUGAGUUUUAAGAAUGGCCUGACAAUUAAUACCUAAGUGAAAAUCCACGCUCUUGCGGGAGAUACAGCGAAAGCGUAGAACGGCGGCGCGAAGCAUGUAUUUUAUUAUUCAUGGCAUGUCUCAAUGGAAGAUAUUAUUUCUGGAAAAUGUCAUGAAAAAUAUGGAAUUCAAUUAGCUCCCUCUAUAUACUUUGGGAAAGUAAAUUUUUCCGCAGGAAAAUGUCUCGUCCGCUACUUGCCUCGUGAGAAGAACAAACUACGAUGAGAGUCCAUUUUAAAAUGCGGAGCUGCACGAUUUUUUACGGGUUGCUACCAAUGCUAUCGUGGACUUUUUCUUUAAAGAGCACUCGUUCUUAUCCCGGGAUGAAUUUAGAUUUCACUCACUAAUUUUUCAUACGUUCUUACGAAUAAUAAGUUCGUUUAGGCUUUUCUUUAGGAAUUCAGUGUUCGAAGCGUUAACGUUUUUCUCGUAAGUUCUUCAACAGUUAUCAAUACGGCCUUUCGCGUUACAAUAUACUCCCACCGAUUCUUGACGUGAAGGGUUAUUUUUAGAACAAAGUAAACCGAAUAUCAGAGAAUCUAGUUAAAGUGGGUAUUUUCUUAUUCGUACCGUCGGUUUGUAACACUUGUGCGGUUAAAUUUUCCGGGAUCGAUAGCUUUUGUCCAGUUCCAGAGUCGGAGGAUUACAAGUAGUUGAAGGAAAGCAUAUCUAAGUGUUCUACAAAGAAGUAGCGCCUACUUUUGCAUUGCUCUACGAUUGAGAAAAGUCUUCUUUAACAUCGCUCUACGGGUCUGCGAGUUGCUCAACGGGCGAUAAGCUUCUCUUUUGAGUGGUCUACGCAUAUCAAGAGCCUGCUCUUGCACUUUUCUACGAAACGAGUAGAAUAAUCGAGUUGUUGAACAGACAGUAGACUACUCUCGAGUUGUUGAACAGACAGUAAACUACUCCCGAGUAGCUGAACAGACAGUAGACUACUCUCGAGUUGUUGAACAGACAGUAGGCUACUCUCGAGUUGUUCUACGCGCAAGUAGAGCCUUUCUGGAGCUUCGAGCAGACGAUGGAUGGUCUGGCCUUCUACAACUCGAGCAGCUAUGAGGACCCAUUCGACACUCAGAACGAGACGCUGGAGCAACUGUUGAACCGGCUUCGGGGGCCGAAACACCUCCCGUUGGAGAUCGUCCUGCCGAUAACUAUCGUCUACGUUUCCAUUUUCUUGACCGGGGUUGCCGGGAACCUCGCCGUCUGCCUGGUCAUCGUCCGCAACUCUUCCAUGCACACGGCCACCAACUACUACCUCUUCAACCUGGCUGUCUCCGAUCUAACCCUCCUCCUCUUAGGAUUGCCAAAUGACCUUAGUGUGUACUGGCAGCAGUAUCCCUGGAUGUUUGGGGUAGCGUUAUGCAAACUGAGAGCUUUAGUCUCCGAAAUGGCCUCAUAUCUCAGCUGCCUGACAAUCCUGGCGUUCUCGAUGGAGCGGUAUCUGGCCAUUUGUCAUCCGCUGCAUUCGUAUGCCAUGGCCGGGCUCCGGCGGGCCGUUCGCAUCAUCGCCGUCCUCUGGGUCCUGGCCCUCCUCGGCGCCUCCCCCUUCGCAGCCUUCACCACUGUCAAUUACAUAGACUACCCCCCAGGUUCGGGCCUUCUGGUGUACGAGAGUGCAUUCUGUGCGAUGCUGGACUCGAACAUGCCUGCCAAUUGCCCCAUAUAUGAACUGAGUUUUCUAAUUUUCUUCCUCAUUCCAAUGCUCAUUAUCAUAGUUUUAUACGUCCGGAUAGGCUUGAAAAUUCGAAAGCGAAAUAGGCAUUCUCUGGGCAAGAGAGUGGAGGGCACUGUUCACGGAGAAACUAAAAACUUCCAGUCUAGAAAGUCUAUUAUUAGAAUGUUAAGUGCAGUUGUGAUAACGUUCUUCCUCUGCUGGGCCCCGUUCCACGCGCAACGGCUCAUGUACGUGUACGCGCGGGACACGAAGUACUUCUCGGAGCUGAACGAGUGGGUCUACUACAUAACCGGCGGGCUCUACUACGUCUCGUCGACGGUGAACCCGAUCCUGUACAACCUCAUGUCGGUCAAGUACCGCAACGCCUUCAAGGCGACGCUCUGCAGCAUCAACUCCCACUCGUCCCGCUCGAGGGACCGCUUCUCCAGGGACAUCCAGUCCAGCUUCCGGGACACCAUCGUCGAGGUCGGCCACGACUCCCCGCAGUGGAACAAAAAGUCCGUCAAGAGCAAGCCCCUCGCCCAGACGGACGUCGUCGUCAUGGUCAAGCCGGCCAACAACGCCUGUACAGGAGCUAAUGGUCGAGAGCACAGUCCACUCUUGUAACAUUUCGGAAAA